This is a messenger RNA of Calidris pugnax (ruff), 3550 nucleotides long. It is a transcript of the gene GTPBP1, whose product is annotated as GTP binding protein 1. Gene Ontology annotation, biological process: translational elongation. The transcript is spliced from 12 exons. Gene Ontology annotation, molecular function: GTPase activity; GTP binding; translation elongation factor activity. The record is from RefSeq and is a predicted model, not a curated record. NCBI's taxonomy places the organism in Eukaryota, Metazoa, Chordata, Aves, Charadriiformes, Scolopacidae. Bases 38 to 1888 code for a protein of 616 amino acids.
CUGCAAAUUGGAUAUUUAAUCUUUUUUCCAGCUGGUGAUGGUGAGUCCAACUUCAGAGCAGUAUGACAGUUUGCUCCGGCAGAUGUCAGAGAGAAUUGAUGAGGGAUGUGGGGAGACCAUCUAUGUCAUUGGUCAAGGAUCAGAUGGGACCGAAUACGGUCUGAGCGAGGCAGACAUGGAGGCAUCCUAUGCCACGUUGAAGAGCAUGGCAGAGCAGAUCGAGGCAGACGUGAUCCUCCUGCGGGAGCACCAGGAGGCAGGGGGCAAGGUGCGCGACUACCUCGUUCGGAAACGUGUGGGUGACAACGACUUCCUGGAGGUCAGGGUAGCAGUGGUUGGCAAUGUGGAUGCAGGAAAGAGCACGUUGCUAGGAGUCUUGACUCAUGGUGAACUUGACAAUGGCCGAGGCUUUGCUCGGCAAAAGCUCUUCCGCCAUAAACAUGAGAUUGAGUCAGGCCGCACCAGCAGUGUGGGCAAUGACAUUCUGGGCUUCGACAGUGAGGGCAACGUGGUCAACAAGCCCGACAGCCACGGUGGCAGCUUGGAAUGGACAAAAAUCUGUGAGAAAUCCACCAAGGUCAUUACUUUCAUCGACCUGGCUGGUCAUGAAAAGUACCUGAAAACCACCGUCUUCGGCAUGACUGGCCAUUUACCUGACUUCUGCAUGCUUAUGGUUGGCAGCAACGCUGGGAUUGUUGGAAUGACCAAGGAGCACUUAGGCCUGGCGCUUGCACUUAACGUUCCUGUCUUUGUUGUGGUGACCAAGAUCGACAUGUGCCCUGCCAACAUCCUGCAAGAAACCCUGAAGCUGUUACAGCGACUGCUGAAGUCCCCAGGGUGCAGGAAGAUUCCCGUGCUGGUUCAGAGCAAGGAUGAUGUCAUUGUAACAGCCUCCAACUUCAGCUCAGAGAGGAUGUGCCCGAUUUUCCAGAUUUCAAAUGUCACUGGAGAGAACCUAGAUUUGCUGAAGAUGUUUCUUAAUCUCUUGUCUCCACGGACCAGUUACAGGGAAGAAGAGCCAGCAGAAUUCCAGAUAGAUGAUACUUACUCUGUCCCGGGUGUAGGAACAGUUGUGUCUGGGACGACACUGAGAGGCCUGAUCAAGCUAAAUGACACCCUGCUGCUGGGGCCAGAUCCCCUUGGCAACUUCCUACCGAUUGCUGUCAAGUCCAUCCACCGCAAGAGGAUGCCCGUCAAAGAAGUGCGGGGAGGCCAGACCGCCUCCUUUGCUUUGAAAAAGAUCAAGCGUUCUUCCAUCCGGAAAGGCAUGGUAAUGGUGUCACCCCGCCUGAAUCCACAGGCAUCGUGGGAGUUUGAAGCAGAGAUUCUAGUGCUCCAUCACCCCACCACCAUCAGCCCACGAUAUCAGGCCAUGGUGCAUUGUGGCAGCAUCCGUCAGACAGCCACGAUUCUCAGCAUGGACAAGGACUGCCUGCGGACGGGGGACAAAGCCACAGUGCAUUUUCGCUUCAUCAAAACCCCGGAAUAUUUGCAUAUAGACCAGCGUCUGGUCUUCCGUGAAGGCCGCACCAAAGCUGUGGGUACCAUCACUAAGUUACUCCAGACCACCAAUAACUCACCAAUGAAUUCCAAGCCGCAGCAGAUCAAGAUGCAGUCAACCAAGAAGGGAGCUGUUACGAAACGAGAGGAUGGUGUUCCCCCAGCUGGGACGGCAGCUGGGGGCCCACCAGCUGGUGAUGAGGCCCCCUCAACAGCUGCAGCUCCACUGACACCUACUGCCCUGCAACCAUUGCCUGCGCUGGAUGAAGAGCCCCACAUCCGUGAGGGCAAUAAGUCAAAAGUCGGAGGAGGAGGCCGGCGACGUGGGGGUCAGCGCCAUAAAGUGAAGUCUCAGGGAGCCUGUGUGACUCCUGCCAGUGGCUGCUGAAUUUCUUACUACUCCUCCCUCUGAGGAAUUCCUCCCCUUCCCUUCAUUUCUUAUCCAAAAGAUCCAGAGCAGCUUAAACCAAAACCCAUCCCAGCUGAUUGGCUGCAGAAGAAUCAUCCCUCCUCCCUGAAGGAAGCAAUGGAGAGGAGCAUAAUUUAUAAGCUAAUGAAGGUGAUAAGACACAUAGAACUGAGUAACUGACACCUUCCUCCUCCCCCUAUCGACACAUUUUUGUACAUCAUGGGCUUAGUUUUUAUUCUUAUUAGUUUUUAUUAUAUUUUGUGUGCAUGAAGAUGAGAGGAGAAUCCGGAUAGAACUGCGAAGAGCCAGUUAGCUGCCUCCCUCCUCCCUCACCCCCUUCUGUCCACAGGACUUGCUGCUCUCCUCCUGUUCGCUGUCUCAGAUCCAGGGGUUAUCAAACACCUGAAAUUUCAGAUUUGCAAAGGUUAAAACACGUUCCGUAGGGUGGCUCCAGAGGGCAUUGUUUCUUCACCACCGUGGCCCCGUGCCAAAUAUGUUUCUGGAUUCCCUCCAUCUGAAACUAUUUCUAAGUGGGUUUAAUUUAAAGUUGUAGUGAUCGAAGUUGGAAGGAGGAGGCGGUAAGAAAUGUCAUUAGUUGGAGAUCUUAAGAAGGAAGCGAAUUGGAAAGCAGUUCUUGAUGUUGAGGAAUCCUGUACUGAAUAUCCUUCUCGAAUACGUUGAUAGCACUUAAGAUUUAAAUUAGAGACAGAAUUAAAUGGGCAGUCAUCUGCCCAUCCUGUUCCCCUUCCUAUCAUGCUGCUUUUCCUCUUGUUUGUUCAGUGCACGUUGGAGCAGAUCUAACCUGCCUCUCCAGGCUGCGGCAGCUCAAUUGACAGUAUUAGGAACAUAGUGCAGGAACACCCACUCCAUCCCUUGAGCCAGAGAAAGCUGCCUCACCUCGAUGGACAGAGAUCACAGGUGGGAAUAUACCUUUGGAACAGAGACACCAGGAAAACAUGACUUUCCCUUGAUUUUUGUUUACUCCAAAAUUUUCCCUGCUCUUUUCUGGAACUCACUGGCCAAACUUUGCUGUGGCAGAGGGCAGAGAUGUCAUUUGUCUUCUCCCCUCUUGGCCAGAGGGCAAUGAUGAAUUGGUACCAAACUUAUAGAAGUACUUUCAGGUUUGGAAGUACAUGGUAAUUUUUCUUUUCUUGUUUUUUUUUUUUGUUUUGUUUUUUUUUUGUUUUUUUUUUAAAUGAGAAAUUCUGGCUUCUGCAGGAAGGCCCUGCAAGGACGGUCUAUGAAUUAACUUUAUUGUUUUUUUUUUUAACCCUGGGAUGCGUAAGCGAUUGAUUCCCUGCUUAUUUUGAUCCCUCUUCUUCUAACCCUGCUUCUUCCCUUUGCUCCCGUGAGGACAGGAGUUAUCCUCCGAUGGCCUGUGGGAGCGUGGUAGCAUUUUGAGGGAGGAGGUGGCAUCCUCAGCAAAUCGUUGGCUCUCCCCAGCAGGUGCGGUCAGCCUCGGUUUCUUUGAGGGCUUCCUCCUCUGAUGAAGGACUUUUUCUUUUGAUUAGAAGGAGACUGAAAGGUUUCUGUCUCUCUUUAGCGGGUUGUUCCUGUUUCUAAAUCUGUGGCACUUGCGUGGAGUUCAUUCCAGUUCACCUUGUGAUUUUAGGUAGGCUUUCAAGCCGACUGAGGGACAGC